Podarcis lilfordi (Lilford's wall lizard) is the source of this 618-nucleotide messenger RNA. Lineage: Eukaryota; Metazoa; Chordata; Lepidosauria; Squamata; Lacertidae. The record is from the annotation of a GenBank genome assembly.
AUGCCGAAGCCUGCGCGCGCUGAGAUCAGCGCGCCCAGGCUUCCGCGGACCUCUCCGCGAGCAGCGGCAGCGCUGCCGCUGCUUGCGGAGAGUUGCCGGCAUGCCGAGCCUGCGCGCGCUGAGAUCAGCGCGCCCAGGCUCCGCGGACCUCUCCGCGAGCAGCGGCUAGCGCUGCCGCUGCUUGCGGAGAGUUGCCGGCAUGCCGAGCCUGCGCGCGCUGAGAUCAGCGCGCCCAGGCUUCGCGGACCUCUCCGCGAGCAGCGGCAGCGCUGCCGCUGCUCGCGGAGAGUUGCCGGCAUGCCGAAGCCUGCGCGCGCUGAGAUCAGCGCGCCCAGGCUCGCGGACCUCUCCGCGAGCAGCGGCAGCGCUGCCGCUGCUCGCGGAGAGUUGCCGGCAUGCCGAAGCCUGCGCGCGCUGAGAUCAGCGCGCCCAGGCUCCGCGGACCUCUCCGCGAGCAGCAGCAGCGCUGCCGCUGCUCGCGGAGAGUUGCCGGCAUGCCGAAGCCUGCGCGCGCUGAGAUCAGCGCGCCCCGGCGCCGCGGACCUCUCCGCGAGCAGCGGCAGCGCGCUGCCGCUGCUCGCGGAGAGUUGCCGGCAUGCCGAAGCCUGCGCGCGCUGA